AUGUAAACAAUAGAACAAAAUAAUUUGUAAGAUUAGACUGAAGUAUUAAUUGAAUCUAAUCAUUAAUUUAAUAUACUAUCUAUGAAUACUGUAGAUAAAUUAUAAGUUAACAUUUAAAGUUCUAUCUCUAAGUUAAAUCAACUAAUGAUAAAAGCUUAAGAUAUAACUUAGAAGAAUCAUUAAAAUCAAGAGUUAUGCUUAAAAGCUGUUUAAGUAGUAUAAGUGGCAUCGAUUGGAUUGAUGUAGAUUAUGAAUAUUAAUGAAUUGCUUGAAAACAAAGUUUUAUCUAUUGAAAAAAGUGCUAGUAGUUUAAAUAUUACAUGCACAAGACACUAGUUAAAUUAAUAUACAACAAAUUUAGUUCUAGAUUAUAUGAAUCAUAUAAUCUUAGAAAAUGUUUUAGAGUUAUUGGAUUAGUUUUAAUAGUUGGAGAAAUAAUAAAAACGAAAUCUUGCUAUAUAUUUAGCAAAAUUCUAGUCUUGUAUUGAAAUUUUACCAGGAGCUACAAGAGUCUAGCAUAAUGAUUUAUUUGCAAUAUCUUUUGAUCAUUAAGAUUGGUAAAUGAUUUAUCCAUUUAUCGAAAAAAAAUAAUUGUCUAGUGAUGAAUAAAUAAAGAAGUCUUAUGAUAAAGUUGCUUAAGGAAUUCUACUUGGAAAUGCAAUGAUCUCAAAAGGAUCCGAAUAUAAUGGAGAAUUAAAAAAAUCAUUUAUGGAGGGAUUUGGAGCAUUAUAUUAUGGAUUAAAUAAGAAAAAGAUGAAAAGUAGAGCAGAUCAUUUUCUUGUAGAAGCAAAAGAAGAAGAUGCUUUUAAAGCAUGGAAUUUACCUGAUACUGGUAUACUAAAGAAAUUUCUUCCAGCUAUUUUACCUUCCAUCUCUUUUAAUAAGAAGAUUUACAUACCUAAAUUAUUCAGAAAGAUUAAUAAAGAAUAUAUCUUAAAUUAAUAUAAUUAAGGAACAAUUAAUAAAAUAAAUAAUGAUUGUGGUAUAUAUUAUCCAGAUUAAAUGAUAUCUUUAGAUGAUUUAUUUAAAAAUGAUAUAAAUUAAGAUAGAGUAUAAGUAAGGGUUCUCUGUCAUGAAAAUUUGAAAUUUAAAGGUGUAGAUGGAUUUAUGUCAAUGUUUAAAAGUACCAGAAAUAAGGAGUUUAAUUUUGAUAAGAUUAUUAUUCAUAUACGUAAUUUAUAAUUAUAAAUAUAGAUGGAGGAGGUUUUGUGGCUAUGUCAUCGAGAUCACAUUAAACAUAUACUAGAAAAUGGGCUAAUAAUAUGAGAGUUCCAAUCUUUUCUAUUGAUUAUAAAAUAGCACCAGAUCAUCCAUAUCCAGAAGGAUUAGAUGAUUGUUGGUAAGCCUAUAUGUUUAUUAUCACCUUCAUCUAGAAGUUUUUCAAUAUUAUUCCAUCUAAAGUAGUAUUAGUGGGGGAUAGUGCUGGUGGUAAUUUAGUGGCUGCUUUGACUAUCCAAGCAAUAAAGGCAGGAGUCAGAGUUCCUGAUGGUAUAUUACUAGCUUAUCCUGCUCUUUUAUUAAAUAUGAAGACAUUCACUCCUAGUUUUUUAGUGUCACUUGAUGAUUCUUGUAAAAAUAUUCAUUAUAGUUAGUAUUGCAUCAUACAGUUUUGAAAUUAUGUAUACGUUCUUAUGUUUAGAAAGAAUAUAAUACAUAAAUUGAUCCAAUGCUAUCACCUUCUAUAGUUAGUGAUGAAAUUAUGAGACAAUUUCCUAAAACUCGAAUUGUUGUAGGAACUUAGGACCCACUUCAUGAUGAAAGUUUUAGGUUUUUGUAAAAGCUUGUAUUAUUGAAAAAAGAUGUUAAAUUGAUUGAAUAUUAAUCUAUGCCUCAUGGAUUUUUAUCUUUUGAUAUAAUUAAUGGAAUGAAAGAAGCUAAAUAAACAGUUAUUGAUGCUUAAAAUUACCUAUUGGAAAUGCUGAAUUGA
Molecule: messenger RNA, 1927 nt
Organism: Paramecium pentaurelia
Lineage: Eukaryota; Ciliophora; Oligohymenophorea; Peniculida; Parameciidae
Source: the annotation of a GenBank genome assembly